AUGAUAAAAAAUAAUGGAAAUGGCAAUAGCAAUAAAAAAUUCAAUUUAUAUAAUAUAAAUCCCUUCAGAAAGAAAGAAAACGCAAACUGUAGUGAAAAUAGAAGGGCUACAGAUCCCACUAUUAAUGAUACAAAUUUAAACAAUUCUAAUAAAGUAACUCCUAAAAAUAUAGGUAAUAACCAUAAUGACCUUUCUUUAAAACAAUUGACUGUUAUAAGCACAGAUGGAGCAUCUUCGAUGGACCUAAGGUCUAACAACGAUAUUAGCGAUGUCAUCAUAGAAGAACCUCAGAGUGGGGGGGAAAUGACAGAAUUAAACAAUAAUAAUAAUAAUAAUAGUAAUAACGACAAUGAUUUUGAUAGAAACUCUUCCAUUAAUAAUAUGAUAAUACUGACAACCCCAACGAAAAAUGAUAUCAAUCGUGUAACUUUACAAGAUAUUGAAAAAGAAUUAUCUAGUACCUCUUCAGUACCAUCCUCUGCAUAUAGUGUUUUUUCUAAAAGGCAAAAGCAGAUUAUAUUUUCUGUAAUAAUUUAUUGUGGAUUUUUAGGUCCUGUGUCAGGUAAUAUUUACAUCCCAGCAUUACCAUAUUUACGAAAUGCUUUCCAUGUAAAUACAACCACUAUUAAUUCAACAGUCUCUGUAUUUAUGGCUGUUUUUUCUGUUGCACCAUUAUGUUGGGCAAUGUUUUCUGAUUUUGGUGGUAGAAAAUUCUUAUACACCAUUUCUCUUAUAAUUUCUAUUAUAGCUAAUAUUCUUUUGGCAGCAGUACCUGCCAAUAUUGGUGCACUUUUUGUAUUAAGAAUUAUUCAAGCUAUUGGAUCAAGUAGUGUUAUGUCGAUGGGCGCUGGCACUGUACGCGACAUUGUUGAUUUAAGGCACAGGGGUAAAGCUAUUUCUUAUUUCAUGUUGGGUCCCAAUUGUGGACCUAUUUUAGCACCCAUUAUCGCUGGCCUAAUUUUAAUGAGAGGUAGCGAUAAAUGGAGAUGGCUAUUUGGUAGUCUAACAAUUUUCACCUUUAUUGGAUUACUCAUGGUUCUUUUGUUACUACCAGAAACGCUAAGAUGUAUUGUUGGCAACGGUGAUAAAAAGUGGAUUCAAGACCCACAUAUUCAAAGGAAAAAUCAAAAUAAGCUAUUGUAUUAUUUAGGAAGAAGAUUGCCCGUUAACCAGUCCCCUGAAUUUCAGGAACUAUAUCCAAGGCCUCCAAAACCAAGUUUGAAAACGUAUUACACUUUAUUAAAAAAUCCAAGAGUUACAAUUUGUUCAAUUAGUACAGCAAUCAUGUUUGCUAUCUACUAUGGAUUUAGUAUUACAUUUUCCUAUAAUUUACAAAAUUAUUACCAUCUAUCUAAUUUAGCGGUAAGUGCCUCAUACUGCUGUCCAGGCAUCGCCUUAUUGGCUGGUUCUAUAAGUAGCGGGCAUAUAAGUGAUUUUUAUAGACAAAGGUGGUUAAAAAGACAUCCGAAUGUAAAAAGUUUCCCUAGUGAAAGAAGGUUAAUUUUACAGAUAUUCGGGUUGAUAAUAAGUUGCUGUGGUUGUAUUGGAUAUGGUUGGAGUAUUGAAAGACAUAAAAAAUUAAUUAUCGUUUAUGUUUUUUCCUGCCUUUGUGCAUUUGGUAUGACUUGGUGUUCUAACGCUUCUUUGACAUAUUUAACAGAAACUAUGCCCAGGCAAGCAGCUUCCACAGUAGCAAUUAAUAGCUUUUUUAGGAACAUUGCUGCGGCACUAAGUUCCGUUAUUAUUCAUAAACUAACUGUAGAAAUGGGAGUUGGCUGGUGCUUCACAGGAUUGGGCUUAUCUGCUUUAAUAUCUGUGGUUGGUGUCUUGUAUUUAAUUAUUAGAUAUAAGACACCAUCUGUGUGUGAAAAAUAA
This is a messenger RNA of Saccharomycodes ludwigii, 1875 nucleotides long. It is a transcript of the gene DTR1, whose product is annotated as Dtr1p. Gene Ontology annotation, biological process: transmembrane transport; amine transport. Gene Ontology annotation, molecular function: amine transmembrane transporter activity. The record is from RefSeq and is a predicted model, not a curated record. The transcript has a single exon. The coding region runs from base 1 to 1875 and encodes 624 amino acids. NCBI's taxonomy places the organism in Eukaryota, Fungi, Ascomycota, Saccharomycetes, Saccharomycodales, Saccharomycodaceae.